GACUUUUUCACCCGUACCUUGACAAUGAGCGACGCAUGUCCAUGUGAUGUGUCUGGAGUGAGCACACAGUUCACGGUCUGCGUUUGUGUAACUGAACCAGUUUUAGCGCGACAGUCACCAGAUUAUUCUUUCUAUCUCUCCAUACAGCCAGUCUCAAGCGGGUGUGCUAAUGUAGCGUUAGCAUCUCCUCAACUCAGUCAUCCCAUACAUUCAGCUGUGUUGCUGAGUGGUGUUCAACCUCUCACCCAACAGCAGGACGUGAUUUCCAGGCUGCUCCCUCCGCCCUCGUCCCCUUUUAACGAUCUCUUCCCUCCGACCACCGACAGGAUGCUGACAGUCACCUGGGUGGGGCUGACGCGGAUGACGGUGCACGGGAGCGGAGCUCAGCGAUACAAAUCUAACCCGCUCAGGAUUAUUGUAAAGCAGCCAGGGGCGGUCGGUCCGUCCGAAGCCAAGCCAUGACCAAGCCCGAGUCGAGGAGAAGCGGCGCGGCUGCGAUCAACACCGGCGCGAAGUGCGCCACGGCCGCAUCCGCCGCCGAGCAGGUCAAUAACGGCGCGGCUCAGCCGGGCUGUCCGGGUCAGAGCGCCCCGAUCAAAGCCAAGGUGAUGAAGCAGAGCUCCAGGGAGAGCCUCUACCGGUGGAACACCGAGUGCGAAGUGUACGACGACGGGACCAACACCUUCUUCUGGCGAGCCCAUACUGUCACAGUACUGUUCAUUCUGACUUGUGCUUUGGUCUACGUCACGCUGUUGGAAGAAACCCCCCAGGACACGGCCUACAACACCAAAAGGGGGAUUAUAGCCAGCAUUCUUGUGUUCCUCUGUUUUGGAGUGACACAGGCCAAAGAUGGACCCUUCACCAGACCACAUCCAGCUUACUGGCGGUUCUGGCUCUGUGUCACUGUCGUCUACGAGCUCUUCCUCAUCUUCAUCCUAUUCCAGACGGUGCACGAUGGAAGACAGUUCAUGAAGUACAUUGACCCCAAACUAGGGGUCCCCCUGCCAGAGCGCGACUAUGGAGGAAACUGCCUCAUAUAUGACCCAGGAAACACCACUGACCCCUUCCACAACAUCUGGGACAAGAUUGAUGGCUUUGUUCCCGCUCACUUCCUGGGAUGGUAUAUAAAGACUCUGAUGAUCCGGGAUUGGUGGAUGUGUAUGAUAAUCAGUGUGAUGUUCGAGUUCUUGGAAUACAGCCUGGAGCACCAGUUACCCAACUUCUCUGAGUGCUGGUGGGACCAUUGGAUCAUGGAUGUGUUGGUGUGUAACGGCCUGGGAAUCUACUGUGGCAUGAAGACCCUGGCCUGGCUGUCAAUGAAGCCCUACCAGUGGCAGGGCCUUUGGAACAUUCCCACAUACAAGGGGAAGAUAAAGCGCAUGGCAUUCCAGUUCACACCGUACAGUUGGGUGAAGUUUGAGUGGAAGCCCGCCUCCAACCUUCGACGCUGGCUCGCUGUGUUAGGAAUUAUAUUCAUGUUCCUCCUGGCAGAGCUGAACACCUUCUACCUGAAGUGUGUGUUGUGGAUGCCUCCUGAACACUACCUGGUGCUGCUCCGCCUGGUGUUCUUCGUCAACGUGGGCGGCGUCGCCAUGAGGGAGAUCUACGACUUCAUGGACGACCCGAAGUUCCACAAGAAGCUGGGCCAGCAGGCGUGGCUGGUGGCAGCCAUCACAGUGACGGAGUUCCUCAUAGUGGCCAAGUACGACCCCAAGACCAUCAUGCUGCCCAUCCCCUUCGUCGUCACGCAGUGCUGGUUGUUAGGAAUCUUCCUCAUCUUCAUCUGGACUGUAUGGCGGUUUUUCAUCCGUGACAUCACACUUCGAUACAAAGAGACCCGACUACGCAAACAGGAAGUUCCCGCUGACUGGGACCGCCCUCUAGGCAGCAGUGGCACCAUCGCCCCCUCUGGGCGCAGCAAACUGAAUGGCAGCGCCGAGACUGUGAGGCAGAGGAAAUCCUGAAAGAGGGGGGCGGCGGGGUGGAGUUGCUCACUCAGCAGCUACUGAAGGAGAAAGGACAAGGUUUGAUGGGAAAAUAAAUAAAAUGAGUGAAGGAGAAGGGUAAGACGAAUGCAGAGACACACAGAUGGACGUGUAUUUGCUGUGUAGACUGUUUCUGUGCCUGCGUGAAACCAGGAGUCGUUCGGACAGGUGAGGGUGGAAGGAGCUGUUUUCAUUUGGUGCAUCGUCUAGUAAUUGUCAUACUACACGGAUUUACCUCAUUCUAUUUUUAAAGUACAUGUGUGCAGUCAUGCACGUGACAUUAUUUAUACAUGUGAAUGAUGAAUAGGGGGAAAAAAGCUUAUGUAGAGUAGUGGAAGGAGGGAUAGAGGUGACAGGGGCUCGACCAAUAACUGAAAACAGAUUCCAUUUCUCAGCUGCACUUUGUCUUAGAAAACAAGUGUCAAGUACAUGUCCCUGUAAAUAUGCUUUUGUUCUGUGUCAUUCAGUGGUGAUGAGAGUAAUGUCUUAUGAUGUGAUGAUUGAUCUGGAUUCCAUUUAUCGUCCAUUGCUAUGCAGUGUUCAGUAUCUUCAGGAGUUUGGCCACACUAUUGCAGAGCAGCAGUUAAAACUAAGCCUGGUCAAUAACAAAACAUUUCUGUAACUUUCAGUUCAAAUUACUUUAAGGUCUAUUGAUUCCCAUAAGUUUUUUACAGAUUUUACUUCCCUGUUCUUAAGUAUGAUCCCGUUUUUUUUUUUUAUUAUAUAAAUAUGUUAACAUACUUAAAUGUUUUCAUUUACUGUUCAGGUUGUGUGGUUCCUAAAAGCGCUGACCCUGGAGGUUAUUAAAACUGCUGCCGAAUCCUCCCUCAGUCCCAGAGAGGAGAGGAAAAACCUCUAAAGUUGUUCUCUCCUCUCACGCUUUGUUCUUGAAAAGACAAAGCGUGAUAUAUGAGAUAUAGUUUGGUGCGUUUUUUGUAGAUGUUUUGUUGUCCCUGUUAUUUCUUUAGGGCGAAUCGAUUCUGAACACUAGAUUGUACUCUAGCUCUUUUUUCUUUGGUAAAUGUGGUGCAGAGAAGUCGGCAGCAUUCUCAUGAACAGAUCCAGGACAAUCCUGCUGACAGGAAGCUGUGCUCACUGUCCUCUCUGAUGUUGGCUCUAUUGUAGCACAGUAAUGAAUCUACACCGUCAAGAUUGAGGCUUUGCUGAAACGCUGGCUCAUUCGGUCACAUCAGAAUGUGAAUUUAAUAUCUGUUUCUUUUUAAUGCCAAAUCUCUUUCUCCAGUUGAAUUAAUUCAAUUUUCAAAAGAAAUUAAGGUUUAAUGUCGAGUUAAUUUGUGUUAAGGUUGGGGAAGAGAACCUAUCUUGUGUGCGUGUUGGGGGGAGUUGUCAUAUUGCACAUGCAAUCAGCCAAAGCUUAUAUGUCAUUCUUUUUAAAGCCAUAAAAGCAACACAGAUUCACUUGAGCUGCUCCAACUGCCGUUGAACCUCACGCAGAUUCCUUUUGAUUUUAAGCAAAGCCGAAUUUCAAAGCCAUUGGAGUGAGUUGCCUCAGUAAACAGUUUUAUGUUCCAAACUUAACUUGACACCUGGAAACCAAACUGACAGUAUUUCAGUAAGUCGGAGAUCUCACCUCAUUUCUGUCACACUGGGUAGCUCGUAUCAGAUGCUUCUGAUUUCCGUCAGAUUUAAAGUUUUAAACCUUUAGUCCAUAAAUCGUUCAUCAAUAGAAGAUACAUCCACAGCUAUUUUGAUAAUCAGUUGUCAUUGUUCAAUUAAAUAUGUCAAAUACUCUCUGGCAGCAGCUUAUGUGGUAGUGAACUGAAGACCCUCAGGUCUCAGCACCGGACAAAACAAGGGAAUGAAGACAUGGCUUCUUCUUUUUUUUACUAUUUUUUGAAAUUUUACAGGCCAAUCAAUUAGUCAACAGAUUAAUCAAUCAAAAUAGUCAUUAGUUUGAGUAAAAAAACUAACAAAUCUGUGUAAGUAGCAUCAUCAUCAAUACCAUCUGACACCAGUAACUUGGCCAAAGAGAAGAAGUUCCUGCCAUCAUUUAAAAGAAAUGAUCCAGAAAUGUCAUUAUCAUACAACACAAUAAGCAAACGGAAAUAACUCCUUUCACGUUCUGAUCUUGCUGAAUCUCCACUGUCAACAAAACAAGCUUUAGUCUCUUAAGGUCAUAGAACCAGUGGUUAACUUUGUGUGUGUGCGUGUGUACAACAUCCGUGACGAUAGCUCCUAAUGAUCUUGUAAAGUAAACUGCUGCUGUAUAAAGAUAAAGUCCUUUCCUUCUGAAUGUAAACCAGCAGAAUCUGUUGUUCAAAAGAGAGGGAUGUUGAAGUCCUGACGUUUGUCACAUGUACAAAACUCCUCUUCAUCCUCACCCAGGCUUUUGAAAUACUUCAGCCUCUAUUUUGGAACACAGAUGCUGUGCAAAUUAAAAACCCUUAAAACCUCUAGCUGGUGUAAAACUGUGCUCGUUAUUCUGUGCUGUCCUGGUUCAGUGGCUUGAGAACUUUGUAGGAGUUCAGAGUUUGCUUUUUUCCUUCUUAAAUCAAAUUGAUUUAGAUGUGGGUCUGGGGGAUUCACUGUGUUACUGUCUUCAUGUCUUAGAUUGGCUAAAGUGCAUAUAUUUGCACAUCAGCUCUCACAACACUAAACGAUGAAUUCAGAGACUGAAACGGGAACUGGCCAAAAAUAGUAAUAAUAAAUAAACAGGACCUUUUCCUUUUAGUGUUUGUGUAGUUUCACUUACGUACACAUGGGGGCGGUAUUUGAUAUGUUGAUUUACUGCUGGCGCUGCCCUCUGUUCUUGUCUCCAUGACAAUGAUCAGUGGCAACUUGCAGUUAAAAGCCAUUUUCAAUGAUGGUUUGUGUAAAUGUGAAACAUGUUAAAGAUCAGAGAAAUGAAAUAUGCUGCUGCACCACAAUUUUAUAAUGUUUUCAAUAAAAUCAAAUGAAAACCUGAA
This is a messenger RNA of Pleuronectes platessa (European plaice), 4912 nucleotides long. RefSeq names its product phosphatidylserine synthase 2 (gene ptdss2). Lineage: Eukaryota; Metazoa; Chordata; Actinopteri; Pleuronectiformes; Pleuronectidae. The record is from RefSeq and is a predicted model, not a curated record. The transcript is spliced from 13 exons. Gene Ontology annotation, molecular function: L-serine-phosphatidylethanolamine phosphatidyltransferase activity. Gene Ontology annotation, biological process: phosphatidylserine biosynthetic process. The coding region runs from base 459 to 1964 and encodes 501 amino acids.